AUGUCUGGCGCGGCGCUAGGUCAGCGGGUCAAGAUCUACGAGCUCUACCAAACCUCUUGGCGUUUCGUUACUCAAAUCAAGCACUCCAACCGAAUGGGAUAUAUCGGGAGUGACCCCCAUGGUGACCGACCAUCCCUUUCCUCACUCCUCCCCUCGGACUCAAACCAAGCACUCCAACCGUAUGGGACAUAUUGGGAGAGACCCCAUGGUGAGCGCCAAUCCGAAAUCGACCAAGUAGUACAAGAACGUCCCUUUCCUCCCUCACAAAGACUGAGGCACGAUGCGGAGAACCCCCAAAUUGCGUACACACGCGGUCACGGAGGCGCGAACUCCCUCCUCAACCCACUCUACCUCACUCUACGUGAAAAAUGCUUCGUGCUAACUCCCAGUAUAACAAACCCGAACGAACGGCGGACAAGUAGGAAUUCAUCGUUUGGGGUUGAAGCGCGCGAGGUCUCAGACUUUCAACCUACUCGACAAUGA
Messenger RNA from Laccaria bicolor S238N-H82, 483 nucleotides. RefSeq lists its product as uncharacterized. NCBI's taxonomy places the organism in Eukaryota, Fungi, Basidiomycota, Agaricomycetes, Agaricales, Hydnangiaceae. The transcript is spliced from 7 exons. The record is from RefSeq and is a predicted model, not a curated record. Bases 1 to 483 code for a protein of 160 amino acids.